Messenger RNA from Mytilinidion resinicola, 3171 nucleotides. RefSeq lists its product as uncharacterized. The transcript has 6 exons. NCBI's taxonomy places the organism in Eukaryota, Fungi, Ascomycota, Dothideomycetes, Mytilinidiales, Mytilinidiaceae. Gene Ontology annotation, biological process: nuclear-transcribed mRNA catabolic process, nonsense-mediated decay. Gene Ontology annotation, cellular component: telomerase holoenzyme complex. Gene Ontology annotation, molecular function: protein binding; telomerase RNA binding; telomeric repeat DNA binding. Bases 152 to 3052 code for a protein of 966 amino acids. The record is from RefSeq and is a predicted model, not a curated record.
CACCUCUUCAUCGCUCCAUUUCAUGGCCAAUAAGCUCAUGACCCGUACUGCAUUGCCCCUUUCAGAGUUGCCGCUUCGGGUCGCCGAUGAAGUCUUUUACUAGCGAAGACAUCCGCAGAUUACAUCGUCUAACCAUAUACGACUCGCCGGAAUGGCAGAUUUCCUGCAGUCCAAAUAUACACAAGCCUUGAGGACGCAGGCGAAGACGGCCGUUGCUCAGGAGCUGUCGUGUCCCUAUUGCAGCGGCCGUAUCUUCCAGAAUGACGACCAAUUGUGGGAUCAUGCCGUCUCAGACCACUCCCCGAUCUUGCUGGGCAUGGGAAUUGACCCUCAGAACCCCGGCCGAUUUCGAAAAGUGUUGCGAGACGAAGCUGCGCGGUCAUUGGCUGACCAGACUGCACGAGAGUCGCACAUCUCAUCCGAGGCGACUGCAGGUGCUGGUUCCACCCCUGAUCUAACGCAGCUGUCAUUGUUGGAGACGAAGGGCAAAUCCCAAUCACCUCCGCGGCCAAAGAAGCGGCCCGCUGGCUCCGAUAUUCAACCAUCUGAGUUACAGUCACGUGUGCCGAUCCGGGACACCAGGCGGACCAAGAAGGCGACUGGCUACGAGGACCCCUCCGGGCCUUAUGUAGAGGACUUAGACUACUCAAGAAACAUUCCCUUCUCUGUGGGCGCUGAUUCAUCCCCUCAGCCUAAGUCCAGUCAGCGUCAACUCUUCAAUCCCCAUGAUGCCGCUAAGGGUGCUCCCACGCUGUACUCCCAAGGCACACAAGGCACACCUAAUGCAUCAAGUGAGGAUUGGUCCGUCGUUGCAAACCCCCACGGCCAGCAUCACCCAACGCCGCGACCUCAACCCAAGGCCCAGAGACAAUCGCCCUAUGGCAGCCCAAGACACAGCAUCGGUUCCGCCCCCCCGCAAUACAACGUUGCCCCCCAAGCAAGCUCUCUCCGACAACGUGGCAUCCUUGAAGUCCAGCGUACCAAUCCUCGCUAUCCAGAUCUCAUCUCACAGCCCGAUGCACGCCCGAUCUCCCAGGAACAGUUAGCUUCCGAAGUCAAGUCCAUCUACGCGGGUCUGACCAUGGUCGAAACCAAAUGCAUUCACGUGGACCGAGUGCAGGCGUCUGUUCUACCUGAUCCCGACGGAGACACGAAGCUCGCCAACGACCACUGGCAGGCCCUCAUUGCUCUGCAUCGGACCUUGCUGCACGAGCAUCAUGACUUCUUCCUUGCCUCUCAGCACCCGUCUGCUUCUCCCGCACUGCGUCGUCUCGCGUCCAAAUACUCAAUGCCGGCACGGAUGUGGAAGCACGGUAUCCACUCCUUCCUUGAGUUGUUACGCCGACGGCUGCCAGAGUCGCUAGACUACAUGCUGGCGUUCAUCUAUCUAGCUUACCAGAUGAUGUCUCUGCUCUACGAAACCGUACCCACAUUUGAAGACACCUGGAUCGAGUGUCUAGGAGAUCUUGGUCGGUAUCGUAUGGCCAUUGAAGACGAGGAUUUGCGUGAUCGUGAGACGUGGGCUGGAGUUGCACGCUUCUGGUAUAGCAAAGCCGCUGAUAAGAGUCCAUACGUUGGUCGUCUAUAUCACCACCUUGCCAUCCUCGCCCGCCCGAAUGCGCUGCAGCAGCUCUACUACUAUUCCCGUUCUCUCACGUGUGUCGUUCCUUUUAUGAGCGCUCGGGAGUCAAUUCUCACGUUGCUUGACCCUAUUCUAGGACGGUCCAGUGCUUCAUACACGCAUUCGCUGCCCAUUGAUACCAGCUUUAUCAGAGCUCACGGUAUUCUCUUUGGGAGGUUGUCGACUGACGCCUUUGAAGAGUCCAAGGAUGCUUUCCUAGGCCAGCUAGACAACCACAUUGGGCGAGUAACAGCAAAGUGGAACGAGCAAGGUGUUUUCAUUGCUGUUACCAAUAUCGCUGGUUUCUUUGACUACGGCUUUCAAGACUCGCCUUUGAGACUGAUCUAUCAGUCAUACGCUGAGAAGAUUUCCCACAAAUCUCAGAGAUCGUCCAGUCCUUCGGAACAAGACUCUUCAAGUCGCUCGCCAUCUCCUUCUGUAGGAUCGAAACAACUCAGCUCGGACGAAACCUCGUCGCAACUGUCCAAAUUGUCUCACGAUGUCGCCUUUUUGUCCGCCUGUCGUCUUACCUUUUCCACUUUUGCUCUUGUUCUUCGGCGUAUCGGGGAUAAGAAUGUUCUUCCACAUGUUCACGUCCUUCUUGCUUUCCUUUCCAGUCUCUCUACCAUACCAUACGUCUCGGCCUUAGCCGACAACGCUCCUUGGAACGAACUCGUCACCUUCCUCAAUACGUUAUCGAAGUCUGAAAGGCUCGAACCACUCGUUAAUAACGAUAUUUUCCCUUCAAAGGAUAUGAGCGACAACGUUCCUUUGCCCGAGGACUACCUUAUACGUGGGCAGGUGUGGAGCCAAUGGUAUUUCCCAGAGAGCUGGUUUGGUGGUGAACAUGAUGAGGAAGAACGUUCCCUUGAGCUCGCUUCAACAACAAAGGACAGGACUGAGCGGAUCCUACGCCUGGGUCAUCAAAUCGCAACUCUUGAGCGCUGGAUACAUUACGACCGAUCUUCUAAUACGUGGUCUAUGUCUUCUGCCUUCUCACAAGUCGUGCCAGGACACAAAUCUGGUGAAUACGUCCCUCAACUCACACAUACGUUACUGGCCGACGACAUGGACAUAGACCAGCCGGCGCAGGCCCAAGAGAAGAUUUCUUUGAAUAUAUCAUACGACCUUAGCGAGGAUUCGCCGGAGAUGAGGGAGAUUCAAGCCGAGGAGGAAAACGAUUCAAUACAACCUCAGCAUACCAAAAGCUUGCAGCCUUCUACAGCCCUUGUGAGCUCCGAUAAGCAGGCACGGUCAUCAACGAUGACCGCUAGUAAGAUGUUUGUUCAGAGUUACACAAUAAUCGUCUGUGAUACGAAUCUAUUGUUAAAGCAAAGAGACGUGUUUGAAUCUUUAAUUCAGAAUGGAGACUGGAGGGUCGUGGUACCCGAUGGAGGUGAGAGUAGUCCGGUGUUUCGAAGAUCUAUCUGACCCAAACUAGCGAUUACAUAUUUACUCUUGCUGUCAAGACGAGUCGGACCAGAGGGUACUCUUGCCCACGAAGCUUUACAACGUGUUCGAUCAGCCAUCGAAGAGAAUAAAAACGUGCG